Molecule: messenger RNA, 3540 nt
Organism: Leucoraja erinaceus (little skate)
Lineage: Eukaryota; Metazoa; Chordata; Chondrichthyes; Rajiformes; Rajidae
Product: cysteinyl leukotriene receptor 1-like
Exons: 3
Coding region: 561-1499 (312 amino acids)
Biological process (GO): G protein-coupled receptor signaling pathway
Cellular component (GO): plasma membrane
Molecular function (GO): G protein-coupled receptor activity
Source: RefSeq, a predicted model, not a curated record
GGUACCCCCAAGGCCAGUUAUCAGUGAUCACUCAGCCCCCCCACUUUCACAACGCUCCGCGGCCCCUGCUUCAGACUUCCUACACAUCAGACUUUUGCGCCGUGGUUGGGGUGGAUGGGAGUGGGGAUUGCCACGGGCCCAACGUCCUCGCCCCACACCGGCGUUUUGUGAGAGUGAUUGGAUCUCGGCUUCAGCUCAGCCAACGUCGGUCACAUUAUCCGGACAGGCGGCGGGGCAUCAGGAGUUGAUGUGAGGCAUCGGCCAUGCUCUGGAAUCCUAGUCGGCCGAGCAGCGGGAUCGAGGAGGCAGCGCCCGACCCGGCGAGUAGUGGUGUCGGUUCUUCCAGCGGCGAGCGGAGAUCCAACCACUAUCUUCUCCCAGGAUCCAACCACUAUCACAAAACGCCGGUGUACGACGAGGACGGGUUUUCGUCAUCUGGUACAGUCCUGACAAAAUUGGGAAGUGAAUUGAGGCAUUCUAGGAGCGAUGGCUAAUUUUAGCAACAUGUAAAUUGAAGCCAACCCCACCCGGAGCGCACUAGUUCUUUUUCAAAGAAGAUAAUGAAUAAUACUGUAAUCUUUGAGAAUAACACCUGUGAAAUUGAUGACUUCAAAAAAUAUACCUACCUACCAGUGUACAUCAUAACAUUUGUUUUAGGAUUUUGUGCAAAUGUCUUCUGUUUGUAUGUAUUUCUGAAGUUGUACAAGAGGAAGACUGCAUUCAGCAUUGUCAUGGUGAACCUUGCAAUUGCAGAUCUACUCUUUCUUUGCACGUUGCCUUUGCGUGCCCUAUAUUAUUUGCAAGGCGGCUUCUGGAACUUUUCACAUUCCUUAUGCACAUUCAUGUCUUAUGCAAUGUACCUCAAUAUGUACUGUAGCAUCUACUUUCUAACUCUAAUGAGCAUCUUGCGUUACUUUGCUGUAGUGCAUCCACUCAAAUGUUUGAAGUACAGGAGUACCAAGAUGGUUCUGAUUGUGUGCAUUUUCAUAUGGGUAUUUUUGGGCAUAUUGGCCAGUCCUUUACUAAAGGAUGACAGUAUCACCAAGGAAAAUAAUAGAACAUGUUUUGAUCCCGAGGAUAAAUUUAAUUUUAAAAUAUACAAAAUGAAUUUAAUUUCACUGACAGUGGGUUGUAUUAUACCCUUCUUUAUUAUCACCAUCUGCUACAUUUUUGUUGUUAAAACUUUGCUAACCUCAAAGACAGAGCACGAAAAGCAAAAAAUUUCCCACAGAAAGGCUAUUAUAAUGAUUAUCAUCGUCAUGGUCAUAUUUCUAGUCAAUUUUCUACCCUAUCAUAUUUUGCGGACUGUCCACCUUCAAAUUAAGCACCCGCACAACAAAAACACAACCCAUGAUCAUUGUUUAAUUCAGAAAACUGUGGUAGUUACUCUAUGUGGUGUAGCAAUCAAUACCUGUUUGGAUCCCCUUUUAUAUUACUUUGGAGCAGAGUCCUUCAGGAAUAAACUUAGAAACCCGAGUACACUGAAUAGGCAAAUCUGAUUUUCUCCUAUAAUUAAUUAAUUGAAAGUCUGACAUAGUGUGUGGGAUUUCUCCUUAUUCUACCAUAGAAAGCCAAGCAUCAAUUUCAUUGUACAGGUACUCUGUUUCUGACUUGAAACAAUUUAUUUUAAUGUACAGUCAUGGUAGCUCUGUAGUCAAUGUACAGUCAUGGUAACUUAUCAUUGAAUCUCAUUCGGCAAUAUAAUUCGAGACUAACAGGUUACUUAAGUUAUUUUUAACUUUUGAAAAUAGAAAGCUACAAAGCUUUUAUGUAAUAACACUUGUAGAAUAAGUUGUUUUAUAUUUUUCCUUUGUAAAAAAAAAAACUGGCCAGAACUGCUUGAUAACCAUUUUGAUACAAAUACAUCGAUAGAUGCUCCUGAACACAUCAUCAGUGAUGUAACCUGGGGUCAUUGGGUGUUUCGGGUCUUUCAACAUCAGGCACCCUCACCCAGGUGACCCAGCCGUGGUCGAUCAGACCACGACUUGUGUUUAAGUGGCAUUCGCUCCUCCCCAUGGACCUCCUCUCCUGAUCCAGAGCCAUCUCAAGGCCUUCUCCGGGGGUAUAUCAAGAAUGAAGAACUAACGGAAAUACAGACUGGUUAAAAAAAAGUACGAGAACUUGGUGAGACUAAAAGCUGACAAAGGCCAAAGACCUAAUGAUCUACAACUCAGAGUUUUAAAGAGGUGUAUGUAGAGAUUAUGAAUGCCUUGGUUAUCAUCUUCCAAUUUUAUAUACAUUUUGGAAUUGUCCCAGAGGGUUGAAAUGUAGCAAAUGAGAGAGAUUGCAUAAUGUUGGUGCUCAAAAAGACAUAUGUAUCCUUGAGCACUAAUCACUAUUAGGUGGAACAAGUGAUUAAGAAAACAAAUCGUAUGUUUCCCUUUAGUUUGGGAUGAUUUGAACACAGGAGCAAUGCAAGGUCUCACAGUCUCUCUGCAAUUAGAAUUCUCUACCCUGGGGCUCUGCUGGCUCAGUUAUUGAGUUCACAAAGUUCGAUAGAUUUCUAGAUCGUAAAAGAAUGUGGGGAAAGGACAGGAAAAUGAUGCUGAGGGAGAUCAACCUUGAUCUUGAUGAGUAGCAAAGCAGACUCAGAGGGCAAAAUGUUCUAUUCCUGUUUGUUAUCAAACCUUAUUUGAACGCACCCAAUUUUAAUUACCUCACCACUGAUGGUCAUGCUUCCAGUUGUCAAGAUCCUAAACUCUAGAAUUUCUUCCUAAAACUUAUCUGCCUCUCUACUUUCUGCUUCCUCAGAGCUUACUUGUGAAACUGAUGAAGCCGAAUUUUAGUUAAAAAUAUAAGAAGAUAUUAAAUUGGCUUCUGGGCUAGCUUACAGCUUUUAUUUAGUGUCAAAUUAGGCUUUCCUCAGGUUGUGGUGUGUGAGAUAAUAAAUCCUAUAACAUUGUCUCCCAAGUGACAAGCAGAGAGGAGAAGCUAGAGAGAUCUAUUUGAUGUAAGAUGUCGUAAACCAAAUGGCCUAUGUUUAUGAGGGACCAAGUGACAGAGAGGAAGCAGCGAAAACAGCUAGGGUGAUCUCUUUGGAGAUAAAAUGACCUAAAAGAAAUGGCCAAUGUUUUUAGUAUAUCUUGUACCAUGUAAACAAAAUGCCUUUGAUGUGAUGCAUUCUGUGGAAACCUUUUCCUGACCAUGACUAAUGUCUGUGGAAUGUGCUAAGGGGACAAAAAAAAACCCUAUUUAAGGCAAUGUAAUUCUGUUGUUCAGGGAAGGGGACCGAGGACAGUCGAGUGUCUACAUUGGUCACUUAGCUGGAAUUCUCGCUCCCUUCCAUCAGCCGAUGUUAAGUAAAGUUUUGAACUGGUCUACCAAACAGUUUGUGUGGUGUCUGUUUAUUAAGAAGCGAACCUGGUUUAGUAGUUAUAAAAGGAACUUUUUCAGAACAAAGUUUUAGUCAAGCCUCUUAACAUGAGUAUAUCUGGCUCAGUUUGUAACACUACUUUGAAAUGUUCUAAUUGUUAUAAAUAUUAUAUAAAUAAAAGUUGUUGUCACUGUUACUGACAAUAAAAUAUUUGGAAAAUUUACAAU